AUGCCAUCGAGCAAGGCAGAGACAAUUGGCGACUCGGGUUUCGGAGGGACCCAGAGCUCUGACGACGGUGGAAAACGAGUACAGCCUACUGCGACUACAACAGGAGCGCCAGCAUGCUCAAGCGAGCACAAGUCUUUGUAUAGGAGAGGAAGCGAGCAGACACCGCGGUCGCUGAUCAAUACGGGUUACCACAAAUGGAGCUCCUUCACCCUCGAUGUGGUAUUGUGCUUGCUCCCUAUCGCCUUCGUUGUCAUUACUACUCUUGCUUUGUCACUGCAUCAUGCACCCAGGUCUCCAUCGGGCGAUCGAGUGCAGUCAUACAUCCUCCUUGCGCCAACAAUAUUUCCCAUUGUCUACGCCGCGAUUCUGGGCCGCACACUCCGACGUGUAGGCCUCUAUAUGGCCGAGAAAGGAUCUACAGUUGGGACACUCGAACGCGUCAUUGGGUGCCAGUCGCUCUUCUCAGCAAUCGAAAGACAGUACACCUUGCGUCAUUUUGACGUGCUUGGUGUUCUGAUCCUUCUUGUCUGGCUUCUCUCCCCAGUUGGCGGACAAUCCUCCUUGCGCCUCUUGACGAACCAACCGCAGAUGGUGUACUCUAUUACUCCCGCAUGGUACUAUCCGAUGCAAGCCUACAUUUGGGCGUCACUUCUCGGUUUCAACAACGCAAUGCGCUUCCAUCAUAUUUCGGUUCCAUACAUGGCCGCAUUGCAGUCUUCGAGUCAGACCAUCAAUUCAAGCAGGGACAUGUGGGGCAACUUGAAGAUACCAGAUAUCAAGUACCUGGACGGCUAUCAGGCAAACAAAUCCAUUGGCACAUGGCUACACAUCGGUAACGAUACUCAGCUCACCUACACCUCUUUACUUGGUAUGCCCAUCUUCGGUAUUUCUACACCCGGCAAUUCAACCUUCAAUCUCACUUCUCACUACUGGAGCAUCGAUUGCGAGAAAGCUUCCGGAAACUAUUCUCGAACGCCUUGGUUGUCUUCUGAGACAGAGUUGAGCACGUACGCCCUAAUCACUUUCAACGAGUCCCUUGCAGCGGGUGCGAGAACAGUGUACUCUUCCAGGAAACCCUUGACAAAAGGUAGCACCUUGUCAGGGAACAUCACUGAAACCUAUGUGGUAAGUGCGACAUGUUAUGCUCAACCUAUCCGUGUCGAAACACAUAUAGCCUGUUGGGGUACAACAUGUCGUGCUCAAGCUAUGAGAGAGCUCGACUGGAAUCAACUCGACGAUCAGAGGCUAAUCCUGUAUUCGAAUUACACGGAUAUACUGAGGAACAUGACAACAGCAGACAAAGCAAACGCCGAAGGUGCAGCGACGCAGAGUCAAAUGACCGAGACAUUUAUUGCUGGUCAAAUACUCCUCGCUGGAUACGCAACAAGUCUAGACGGAAGCUGGGUGGACAUAGAAACGCUAUCUAAACAGGUCCUGAGCAGCCGACUACAGCAAGCAAUCAACACAUACUGGGACGCCAGCGUCGGCAAUAUGCAUCGAAGCUGGGAACACCAACCGGACGAUAGACCACCUGAAGUUUGUAUCGUCCGACAACGGGAAUGUCGUUCGCGCAAACUGAACUGGAACGUAACUGAAUUCCAUUCCGAAAAACACAGCGGUGAGCAAUACGCCUGCAAUUCCGGUUACGCAGUCAUCACGAUUGCCAUUUCUUGCUUCCUGUUCCUAGCAGCAGUGCUGAGUCUUAUACUUGGCAUCAUCACUACGGCACCUGAUAUCUUGGGCUUCGUAUCGACAGCGGCCAGAAACAAUGUCUACUUUGAGGACCGCGUGCCGUCUUAUUUUGAUGGCUUAGAGGCUACCAGAGCACUUAAGGACAUCAAAGUCAGGAUUGGCGAUGUUGCUGGCGACAAUGAGGUUGGUCGUGUUGCUUUUACAAGCUUGGAGAGUGCAUCGAGAAGGCUGGUCAGGGACAGGCUGUACGAUUGA
This is a messenger RNA of Macroventuria anomochaeta, 1947 nucleotides long. RefSeq lists its product as uncharacterized. The record is from RefSeq and is a predicted model, not a curated record. Bases 1 to 1947 code for a protein of 648 amino acids. The transcript has 3 exons. NCBI's taxonomy places the organism in Eukaryota, Fungi, Ascomycota, Dothideomycetes, Pleosporales, Didymellaceae.